This is a messenger RNA of Melanotaenia boesemani (Boeseman's rainbowfish), 2515 nucleotides long. Its product is annotated as mpv17-like protein. The transcript has 4 exons. The record is from RefSeq and is a predicted model, not a curated record. Bases 336 to 926 code for a protein of 196 amino acids. NCBI's taxonomy places the organism in Eukaryota, Metazoa, Chordata, Actinopteri, Atheriniformes, Melanotaeniidae. Gene Ontology annotation, cellular component: cytoplasm; membrane.
ACGUAAAAAGAGGGCGUAAUAACUAUACGUAGUUCACCGGUGGGAGACUCACUGACAGUUCCGUGCCGGAUGGUGGAUGGAGUUUGACAAGCCAGUAGACUAUCCUGUGGGAAAUAAUAUAACUUUAUAAGCUCCACUACGUCAGAAACAUAUACACUUUACCGUCUGUCGAAAAUUGUUCAGAAAUCUACAGCCGCGUUCCAUUUAGUGAUGCUAAGACCUUCAUGUAGAAAGGACGCUCGUGUUUUAACCAUCAGCAACAUUUAGCUAGCUAAUUCAAGCCCAGUUCGUCAGCUCGAAGACAUCUAACACACGGACCGGCAGCAGAUAAAAUAAUGCGUCAAGCGUUUCUGAAAUAUGUCCGCCGGUUUCCGUGGGUCACGAACGUCACACUGUACGGCUGUCUGUUCGCCGGCGGGGACUGCGUCCACCAGUGGUUCUCCCGGAGGGAAAAAAUGGACUGGAAGCAAACGCGCAACGUCGCCGUGGUCGCAUUCAGUUUCCAUGGCAACUUUAAUUUCUUCUGGAUGCGUUUUCUGGAGCGGAGAUUUCCCGGGAACUCCAUCGGGAUGGUGUUGAAGAAGCUGUUCCUGGACCAGACGACGGCGGCGCCCCUGGCUACCAGCGUCUUCUAUACAGGUGUCAGCCUUUUGGAGGGGAAAGAAGACAUCAUGGAGGACUGGAGGGAAAAAUUCCUGAACACAUAUAAGACCGGGCUGAUGUUCUGGCCUUUCAUGCAGUUUCUGAACUUCGCCCUGGUGCCUCUGUACAUUCGGACCACCUUCACUGGCUGCUGCGCCUUCAUAUGGGCCACCUUCCUGUGCUUCUCCCGUCAGUCUGGAGAUGGCACAGCUGCUGCUGCUUUGGCGUGGAUGUUCCCGCCUAAAGAAGAUGAAGCAGAUUCCACUAAAGAAAAAGUAGACUAAAAGCGAAGGUAGAGGGAACUACAACAUCUGAACCCGCUCAGUAGCUGAAUCAGUCGCUGUUGUGGAGGGGGUAAGGAGGGUAAAAACAUGGUAAAACUGGUCUAAUCAGGACACAGCAGGUCCAGAGGUUGGCAGUCCCGUCUUGUCUGGUCUGGUCCGGUCCAGCUCAGUGGUUGAUGUUGCACAAACACUGCCAGGUUUAGAUGUGUAUUCUCAUGAUGGUGCAGGGUUCUCUGGGAAGCGACACCCCAGCACACUGAAUGUACAUGGAAUAUACAAGUAUUCUGCAACAAUCAUUAUCAUUCAUCAUGUCCUUUGACAUUUUAAUGAGUAUUCACCAUGAUCUACGGCUCAUCAGGUUGCAGUUUGUUCUUAUAUUUACAGACAGGUCUCUUUUUCAGCUGGACCAGGCUAAAACGCUGGAAUGAUUUCUGACUGCUGCAGUUCGUCUGAGACAGAAUUUGUAAUUAUUGAUGUUUUACAUCAGGAUAAAACAAAAAGAACAAAACUAAUAUAUAACAAAGAAUCACUUCCACCAUGUGGAAUGGUAUUUAAUUGAUUAACUUAGAGUGUUAGCUUUAUAAAGUUGUGUAGAAGUAUAAACUUUUAAAGAUUACUUUGUUAUCUCAUCCUGAUCACUACAGACUUUGAUUUAGGUUUACAGACUGGUACGUCAUGUGUACAUGUUGGUGCUAAUAAUCUAUAAUAUAAAAUUGAUUGGUGUGUUACUAUGAUUGGUAGGUAUUUUUAAUACAAGGAUCAUAAGGUGCCAACUAAACAUGAUUAUAAGUUUGUUUUUAAUGCAUCACUCAAACUCAAGAAAAACAUUAAAAUUUUAAACAUUUUUUUAUUAUUAUUAUCAUUUCCACAUUUUGAUCCAUUAAAACUUCCCAUCUACAUGCUGCAGUAAUGAGUUACUACAUAGGAUUACUCAUUGUGUCUCAUCAUAUUUAUUAGGUUUACUUCACAGUUGAAAUGCUGCCCAGCUGAUUCUGUACUUUAUGCCAAGCACUAUCCGCUGUCUCCUUUUAAUGUUUUUAUACUUUUAAAAUACAGUUAUUCUGAGAAUUUUAAUGCUACUUUAGGUGUUUUUUUCACAUUGAUUCUUAAAAUGCAACAAUAAUACAAAAGCUGUUGGUUAUUCAUUCACACACACACACACACACACACACACAUAUAUAUAUAUAUAUAUAUAUAUAAAUACUGUGCUGGAAAAUUUAAAAGCAUACUUCUGUUUUCUGCUUCAGGCCGAUAAUUAACAAAGCAUGUGAUACUGUGUGAUUAUAAUAUUUAAUAUUUAAUGUUUCUAACAAGUCAGUAUAUUAAUAUAUACAAUUGUCUGAAUUGGUGUGCAGAAAAAAAAUAAGAACUACUUACUACUAAUAAGAACUACUAAGAACUAUUUUUUUUCCAUAUUUAACUGUCAACCUGGGUAUAGUAAUUUAAUAUCUGUAGUUUUACAGUGUCUGUUCUGGAUUUCCUGUUUACUGAUUAUUUGUAUGCUGAAGUGUUACACUGGACCUGGGAUGUCAAGUCAUUGAAAUUUCUCUGUCUUUGUUGGGUAAUAUUAUCAACGCAUUCGGGAAUUG